AUGCUUACCCUGGAACUGAAAACCUUUGAUGGCUUCAGUCUACACAGCGGCUGGAGGCGCGGUCGGUGCGGUAUCGGCCCUGUGCGUGGGCUCUGCUGGGCAGGUGAAUUUUAUCAACAUGCCACAACAGAGGCCUCCCAAGCCACCUUAGCUAGCGUGUCUCCUGUUUUUGCCGUGAUGAAGCUUGACAAAGAGGGAAAUACUACCUAUUUUGAAAAGAAGAAAACAGAAUUAUACCAGGAAUUGGGUCUCCAAGCUCGAGAUCUAAGAUUUCAACACCUAAUGAGCAUUGCAACUAGGAACAACAGGAUCAUCAUGAGAAUGGAGUUCUUGAAGGCUGUCAUAACACCAGAGUUUCUUCUGAUACUAGAUUAUCGUAAUUUAAAUCUGGAACACUGGCUCUUCAAUGAACUAGCAUCUCAGCUGGCUGGGGAAGGUCAACUAGUUACAUAUUCCUUGCCCUUUGAAUUCCGAGCCAUAGAAGCAAUCCUGCAGUACCGGAUCAGCAAACUGCAGGGGAGACUUAACACUUUGCAGCCUCAGAUCCUUGAGACACUGGAAGCUCUAGUGGACCCCAAGCUUUUGUCUGUGGAUAGGAGUAAACUACACAUUCUCCUGCAAAAUGGCAAGAGCUUGUCAGAACUGGAAACAGAUCUUAAAGUUUUCAAAGAAACAAUUCUGGAGAUCUUAGAUGAAGAAGAGUUAAUAGAAGAGCUCUGUCUGUCUAAAUGGACUGAUCCGCAAGUAUUUGAGGAGAGUACAUCUGGGAUUGACCAUGCAGAGGAAAUGGAGCUGCUGCUGGAGAACUAUUACAGACAAGCAGAAGAUCUUGCAAAUGAAGCUCGUGAACUCAGAGUACUGAUUGACGACUCAGAAAGCAUAAUUUUUAUCAACCUGGACAGCCACCGUAAUGUGAUGAUGAGACUGAACUUGCAGCUGACUAUGGGGACUUUCUCUCUAUCUCUCUUUGGACUCAUAGGAGUUGCAUUUGGUAUGAACUUGGAGUCAUCUCUUGAAGAGGACCCCAGAAUAUUUUGGCUGGUGACAGGGAUUAUGUUUCUGGGAAGCGGUCUGAUAUGGCGACGCUUGCUUUCCUUCCUUGGGCGGCACCUAGAACCUCCACUACCUCCUCACGUUCCUGCAAUUUUGAAAAAAUCCCAACCAGCAGCUGGAAGAGUGGAACUAAAGAACAACCUUAAAGCAGAAACAUUUGGGCUGAGCAGAAGCAGCUUUACGGACUUCGGACACUUUCCUUGCAUUUGUUCUUCCUUACUGAAAACUGCAAGAAUUUCUAAACUUGCUAAUUUAAUAUAUAUUUUGUGCCAAAAACCCAUGGUGAAAUUUUAA
Messenger RNA from Charadrius vociferus (killdeer), 1347 nucleotides. It is a transcript of the gene MRS2, whose product is annotated as MRS2 magnesium transporter. The record is from RefSeq and is a predicted model, not a curated record. Gene Ontology annotation, biological process: mitochondrial magnesium ion transmembrane transport. Lineage: Eukaryota; Metazoa; Chordata; Aves; Charadriiformes; Charadriidae. The coding region runs from base 1 to 1347 and encodes 448 amino acids. Gene Ontology annotation, molecular function: magnesium ion transmembrane transporter activity. Gene Ontology annotation, cellular component: mitochondrial inner membrane. The transcript has 12 exons.